Messenger RNA from Dissoconium aciculare CBS 342.82, 444 nucleotides. Its product is annotated as putative ubiquitin-conjugating enzyme E2-16 kDa. Gene Ontology annotation, biological process: protein polyubiquitination; ubiquitin-dependent protein catabolic process. The record is from RefSeq and is a predicted model, not a curated record. The coding region runs from base 1 to 444 and encodes 147 amino acids. Lineage: Eukaryota; Fungi; Ascomycota; Dothideomycetes; Mycosphaerellales; Dissoconiaceae. Gene Ontology annotation, molecular function: ubiquitin conjugating enzyme activity. Gene Ontology annotation, cellular component: nucleus. The transcript is spliced from 6 exons.
AUGGCUCUUAAGCGCAUUAACAAGGAACUUGCAGACCUCGGCCGCGACCCACCCUCCUCCUGCAGCGCUGGUCCGGUCGGCGAUGAUUUGUUCCACUGGCAGGCCACCAUCAUGGGACCUGCUGACUCUCCAUACUCUGGCGGCGUUUUCUUCCUAGCAAUUCACUUCCCGACUGAUUACCCGUUCAAGCCGCCGAAAGUCAACUUCACGACUCGAGUAUACCACCCGAACAUCAACAGCAACGGCAGCAUCUGUCUCGACAUUCUCCGUGACCAGUGGAGUCCUGCCCUGACCAUCUCGAAAGUUCUCUUGUCCAUUUGUUCGCUUCUUACAGAUGCGAACCCUGCGGAUCCCCUGGUUCCUGAGAUUGCGCACCUGUACAAGACCGACCAGCCGAAGUUCGAGGCGACGGCCCGUGAGUGGACGCGCAAGUACGCCAUCUAG